Amaranthus tricolor (Joseph's coat) is the source of this 618-nucleotide messenger RNA. RefSeq lists its product as uncharacterized. The coding region runs from base 1 to 618 and encodes 205 amino acids. The transcript has a single exon. NCBI's taxonomy places the organism in Eukaryota, Viridiplantae, Streptophyta, Magnoliopsida, Caryophyllales, Amaranthaceae. The record is from RefSeq and is a predicted model, not a curated record.
AUGGAACCAAAAAUAUCAUCCAUAUCAAGGAAGGUGUGGAACAUAGUGAAGGUAGCAAUCUACAUGAUAAAAAAGGGCAUAAACAAAAGAAAGAUCCUCUUAGAUCUCAAUAUGAUGAUGAAGCGCGGCAAAAUUGCAGGAAAAGCCCUAGGAAACCUAAUGUUCCACCACCACCACGACCAUCACAACCACGACAAUAACAACAACAACGAAAAUGAUGGCCCACAAGAGUACGAGUUUAGUUGUAGUAAUACUCCAAUGUAUGAACGUUAUUUCACAAGAAAAAGAAAAACCCAUAAACCUAAUUAUUAUCCUAAUGAUCAAUAUUACGUGCCAUCUCCACUUCCCUUGGAAGAAAGUGAAAAUGUUGAUCUUAAUGAAGUUAAUAGUAUGCUUGAAAUGAUGCUAAGUAAUGAAGGAGCUUCUAGCCGUAGUGUUUUGGCCGCCUCGCCGCUCUUGCCGGGACUAGGGUAUGGCCGGAGUCCGGCCGUUCGGCAGCUUCGGAUUACGGAUUCGCCGUUUCCGGUGCAUAGUGGAGAAGAUGAUAAGAAGGUGGAUCAAGCUGCUGAAGAUUUUAUCAACAAGUUUUAUUCUCAACUCAAACAGCAAAAAUAUUAA